ACAGCGACCUCUGGUGCAUGUUUUGAACGUUCAAGUCUUUCGUUUUGAAUCGCAUCACAGUGCAAAAUCUGAUUAGAUCGACACAUUUUCGCAUAAACAGUUUCUCGUUUACAUUCGACGCCAGAAAGUCCGAGAAUUUUUUUCCAAAUAAUUUUCUUUUGAGUUCAGAAAUUUGCACGUCUUCUAAGCUCCGUUUGAAAUUGGAUUUCAUUACAUUGUGUACAGAAUACAGUGUUUGGUGUGGAUAUUCGCUCAAUUUAGCUCCAGCCAGACGGACACGAAAAAAAAAACACACCGAUACCGUUUGUUAGACCACACACACCGCACGACACUUGCUUGCAACAACACGAAAAACCAACAUAGUUUGCAAAACACACGAUUGGUGUGAGAGAGACGACAGUGUAGUUUGAUUGAAAAAACAACGACGAAGCGUUGCUCAAGCCAUUGUGUGCACCGACUCAACACAGUAUUUGACGCGACAUUCACCAGCAAACAACUGAAAACAUGCCGAAAGCAGGACCAUACUAUUUGUACAUGCUCGAUUUCAAACGAGAUGAAGAGCAAAAACGUGGCCGCAAUUUAAGCCUGGCCGAGGUUUCGCAAUUGGCGUCGGCAUCAUGGAAUGCGAUGUCCGAAGAUGACAAGGUUUACUACAAAGAAAAAGCCAAAGGUGGUGCGGUGAAAGUGGCACGGCCACGUUCUUCAUGCAACAGCAGCACCAAAUCAUCUCAGUUGUACACAACACAAGGUGUCCUAGUUUCCCUCUACGAUGAGGAGAAGCGCAAAGAGAAGGAAGAUCAGGAAAAUAUGCGUAAACGCAUCGGCAAUAUGGUCCAGCAGCUUCCGCUCUUGUCAGAUUUUCUCGAUUAUCCGAUUUACUUGAUGUAUGGCAAUUACUUUUACAAGAACAACGAGGGCAUUCAUUGUCCAGCCGAAAUCGGCUUGGUUAAAUUCACCUUUCGUGAUGGCAUCUUGAAAAGACACCACGAAUUCAUUCAGCCAGAAAAAACCGAACUUGGUUAUGCAUACACGGCAAAGGCUCAUUCGGAAGAUACACAUCGCUUGCCACCGCCAUCGCUUCACACCAAAGCCUUUGGCGAAAAAAAUUUUCAACGCGUUUUUUACAACAUAAAUAAGUUCAUGCGUGCCGAUGGUGUACCGGUUUUUGACGGAGGAAAUCCGAUCAUUUUCACGUACAACGAUCCGCACGCCAGCGAAGGUAAUCAGAUUGAAGUUCUGAAGGAUUUCCUCAAUCAGUUCGCUGAACCGAAUGCUCCGAACAUCGAUGUGUAUCCGUUGACGCGCUUGUUCUACGUGUUGCGCAAGGAAUUGGCAACUCGGGGCAAAUUUGAUGACAUCCCGAACGAAGGCUUCACCAAUGUGUUCCUAUCGCGCGAUCCAUACGAAACGACCGGCGGAAUCAGUUGCGAGUAUCACGAGGAGAAGGAUGCAACACGUCAUUGCGCACUGAGCCGUGUUCAUCGUUUGUCAUUCUUGUUGGCAGAUCAUUUCUGUAAGCCGUUAGGCGUUCGUUUAGUUGCCGGCCAACAUCUUCCGCCGAAUGCGGACCUAUCGAAUUCGUUGCUGUCAUUGCGAAGUGAAUCAACGGCCAGCACCACAAAUUCGAUUAAGCGCGAAAGUGAAGGCGAAAGCGAAAAACCAAGUCCAGAAGCAGAGCCGAAGCUCGCUCGUUCGGUUGCUGGUCCCCAUAUUCGAGCAUCGGCAUCGACACUCAACUUUGACGCUCAAUCGGUUCAAACGGCAUCAUCAUCGAAUGCACCGCGAGCAAAACGACCAUCGCGCGGAUCACUUGUUCACGCACAAACACUCGAGGCACAAUCACAGAUUACCUCCAGCACAUUUUACAAUCGUACAUAGAUUGCAAGAGCAAAUUCGUUAUGGCGAUUAAAUGCAUAAAAUGCAUGAUUGUGCCCAAACCUUAGCGUUUAAUUCAAAUCAGAAUUUGAAUAUCAUCAAUCAUAAUUUAAAUUUUGACAUGUGAAACAACGAAAAUUGUCAAUAAAAAACAUAUUAACUUUUGCGAAAA
Messenger RNA from Sitodiplosis mosellana (orange wheat blossom midge), 2047 nucleotides. RefSeq names its product protein maelstrom homolog. Gene Ontology annotation, cellular component: nucleus; P granule. The transcript has 7 exons. The record is from RefSeq and is a predicted model, not a curated record. Bases 505 to 1878 code for a protein of 457 amino acids. Gene Ontology annotation, biological process: male meiotic nuclear division; spermatogenesis; regulation of miRNA-mediated gene silencing. NCBI's taxonomy places the organism in Eukaryota, Metazoa, Arthropoda, Insecta, Diptera, Cecidomyiidae. Gene Ontology annotation, molecular function: sequence-specific DNA binding.